This is a messenger RNA of Neogale vison (American mink), 3112 nucleotides long. RefSeq names its product arachidonate 12-lipoxygenase, 12R type (gene ALOX12B). The record is from RefSeq and is a predicted model, not a curated record. Gene Ontology annotation, molecular function: arachidonate 12(S)-lipoxygenase activity; iron ion binding; protein binding. Bases 107 to 2206 code for a protein of 699 amino acids. Lineage: Eukaryota; Metazoa; Chordata; Mammalia; Carnivora; Mustelidae. The transcript has 15 exons. Gene Ontology annotation, biological process: lipid oxidation; linoleic acid metabolic process. Gene Ontology annotation, cellular component: perinuclear region of cytoplasm.
CUCCCUGCGUCUGGCUUCCCCUGCCUGGCCUGCCUGGGCCCCCGCUGUGUGGCCCCCCUCAGUGUCUGCACUUGAAGCCCUCCCUCCUGCUUCCUCAAGAGCAGCCAUGGCCGCCUACAAAGUCAAGGUGGCCACGGGUACCGACCUCUUGUCGGGAACGAUGGACUCCAUCUCGCUGACCAUUGUGGGGACCCAAGGAGAGAGCCACAAGCAGCUGCUGAACCAUUUCGGGAGAGACUUCGCGACUGGGGCGGUGGACGAGUACACCGUCCGCUGCGAGCAGGACCUGGGGGAGCUCAUCAUUAUCCGCCUGCACAAGGAGCGCUACUCCUUCCUCCCCAAGAACUCCUGGUAUUGCAACUACGUGCAGAUCGGAGCCCCAGAUGGCCGCGUCUACCAUUUCCCCGCCUACCAAUGGAUGGACGGCUACGAGACCCUGGCCCUCAGGGAGGCAACAGGAAAGACAACAGCAGAGGACACGCUCCCAAUCCUUCUGGAGCAUCGACAGGAGGAGAUCAGAGCCAAGCAGGACUUCUACCACUGGAGGGUCUUCGUUCCAGGCCUGCCCAACUACGUGCAUAUUCCCAGUUACCGCCCUCCUGUCCGGAGAAACCCCAACCGGCCCGAGUGGAAUGGUUAUAUACCCGGCUUCCCGAUUCUCAUCAACAUUAAGGCCACCAAGUUCCUGAACUCAAACCUCCGCUUCUCCUUCGUCAAGACGGCCUCCUUCUUCUUUCGCCUGGGGCCCAUGGCUCUGGGCUUCAAACUCCGCGGCCUGGUGGACUGCAAGCAAUCGUGGAAGAGGUUGAAGGACAUCAAGAAAAUCUUCCCCGCCAACAAAUCUUUCAUCUCCGAGUACGUUGCCGCGCACUGGACAGAGGACAGCUUCUUCGGGUAUCAGUACCUCAAUGGCAUCAACCCAGGCCUGCUCCGCCGCUGCACGCAGAUCCCGGACAAGUUCCCCGUCACAGAUGACAUGGUGGCCCCGUUCCUGGGCGAGGGAACGUGCCUGCAAGCGGAGUUGGAGAAGGGGAACAUUUACCUGGCAGACUACCGCAUCUUGGAAGGCAUCCCCACCAUUGAGCUCAACGGAAGGAAGCAGCAUCACUGUGCGCCCCUCUGCCUGCUGCACUUCGGCUCGGAGGGGAACAUGAUGCCCAUCGCCAUCCAGCUCAGCCAGACCCCUGGACCCGACUGUCCCAUCUUCCUGCCCAGUGACUCUGAGUGGGACUGGUUGCUGGCCAAGACAUGGGUGCGCUACGCGGAGUUCUACUGCCACGAGGCCAUCUCCCACCUGCUGGAGACGCACCUCAUUGCAGAGGCCUUCUGCCUGGCCAUGAUAAGGCAGCUACCCAUGUGCCACCCCCUCUACAAGCUGCUGGUCCCCCACACCCGGUACACCAUCCAGAUCAACAGCAUCGGGCGGGCCCUCCUCCUCAAUGAGGGAGGGCUGUCUGCCAGGGGCAUGUCUCUGGGCCUGGAAGGCUUUGCGGAGGUCAUGGUGCGGGCUCUGUCAGAGACAACCUACGACAGCCUCUACCUCCCCAAUGACUUCGUGGAGCGCGGGGUCCAGGACCUGCCGGGGUAUUACUACCGUGAUGACUCCCUGGCAGUGUGGGACGCACUGGAGAGGUACGUGACAGAGAUCAUCACCUACUAUUACCCGUGUGACGCGGCUGUGGCGGGUGACCCGGAAUUGCAGUCUUGGGUGCAGGAGAUAUUUAAGGAGUGCCUCCUAGGGCGUGAGAGCUCAGGCUUCCCUCAGUGCCUGCGCACGGUGCCCGAGCUGAUCAGAUACGUCACCAUAGUCAUCUACACCUGCUCGGCCAAGCACGCUGCUGUCAACACAGGGCAGCUGGAGUACACAGCCUGGAUGCCCAACUUCCCAUCGUCCAUGAGGAACCCACCGAUGCAGGCCAAGGGGCUGACCACUCUGGAGACCUUCAUGGACACAUUGCCUGAUGUGAAAACCACGUGCAUCACCCUGUUGGUGCUCUGGACACUCAGCCGGGAGCCCGACGACAAGCGGCCUCUGGGCCACUUCCCCGACAUCCACUUCGUGGAGGAGGCCCCGCGGAGGAGCAUGGAGACCCUGCGGCGCCGCCUGGCCCAGAUCUCGCACAAUAUCCGUCAGCGCAACAAGGGGCUCCCCAUCCCCUACUACUACCUGGACCCGGUGCUGAUAGAGAACAGCAUUUCCAUCUAGGACCACUCCCCUGCCUUGCCCCUCCUGCUUGCGCCUGUUUUCAGGAAAAAACAAAAACAAAAAAACAAACCUUGGCACAGCGCUGAGUCUGUCCAUGCCCCGGGCCAUUUACCCCGGGGCCAAUGGAGGGGUGCGGGCUGGGACGAUGCCGUUCACCACUGCUGGGUCCAGGUAGGCUCAGGGCCCCAGUGCCAGGCCCCGGUCUGCUCCGAUGUCCAGUGAGAGCCAAGCCAGGAGGCUCCAGAAGGCAGGGAUACCCCUACCCCUGGUGCCGCCCUGAAGUUCUGGGAGAUGGCAAGGUGCUUCUGGGGAUGGCAGGAAAGAAGGCUGGGACCCUGCACCCUGCCACCCCGGGCCCUGUCUUUCAACCCCAAGCGAUUCUGGUUCAUCUUAAGUGCCCCUGCCUUGGGGCCCAGACCUUCCAGGAUCCCAGCCCACCAGAAAAUCUACCCAUGGACCAGUAUCACCUGAGCCCUGCCCACCUAGGCACCCAGACCACCCAAGACCAGUCCAAAUUGAAACAUAAACUACCCAUCUACCCAGGCAAAAGACCACCCUGAGGAACCUAGACCACCCAAGCCAUGCUCACUUUGAAACCCAGCCAGCCCUAAGCUACUACGAACCCAUAUCCUACUAGGAACCCGUAACACCCUACCCCACAGCACAUUACCUACCAAAACCUACAUCCGUCCAGGCUCGGCCCACACAGGAGCCCAGCCUGCUAAGUGCACCCUCCAAGUAACCCGUCCCCAGGAUCCCUUCCUCACCCCUACCCACUCUUCUGGAACCCGAGAAUCACCCCCUUUCAGCACCCACUGGGCCUUACUUUUGGUUUCAUCGCUGACUCCCUGGAGCUGCACAAGGGCUUGGCAGGUGGACUUGACCUCAGGGAGUGAGUCCACUGGG